UGACCCGUGUGGGCCAACCUGUGCGCGUGCCGGCUGCCGAGCGAUGGAGUCCAAGGGGUCUCGAGUCUCGACGGCGACAUUCCUUCGCGCGACCCUACGGCCAGAGUCCGCUGGAAUCGUCGCAGAAAUCCCGCAGGUCUCCGCCUCCCUGGUGUCUCCUUCCUGGGUUUGACCUGUUGCGCAGCGCGGUGCGACCUGGCGCCCGCUAUGCCGCCUCCGCUCGCACCGGGCCGCGUCAGCCAACCAGAGGCGGACUCGUGUCACGGGCGAAGACCAGGUGUUCGAUGGUAUUCCGCUAAGAGGCCCGCCGUUCCCUUUCGUCUGCUGCUUGGAGUUGGAGCCUUGGAGUUGCUCCUUCUUCAUGCUCAUCGGUUGACUUGUACCUGCUUUGCUUGUCAUGGUUAAGUUGUGUUUGUUUGGUAGGUGCAAUCGUACCAUUUUACUAUGAUUGCUCGAUGUGAUUCAAAACCAAUUUUGGGCAAUGGUUAUUGGGUUCAAUGUCCAUUAGCAGAGGGCGUCAUACUACUGUAAAUGUAAUGCGCUUUCAACCUGGUAUUUCGUCCACCUGAUUUCAGGUAAGUGCUUGUUUUUUGUACCGAAGAGGGAGGUAGCCUCUGAGCUUUGAAACUGUUUUCGCCGUGCGCCUUUUUUUUUUUUUUUUGAAAGCAAACUAAUGCGCAAUUCUGCUGUAUUUUCUUUUCCUUAAAAAGGUUGAUACUUGAAAAACUGACUGCACAAAUAGCAACUAUAGCACCUGAUGUAAAGCACUGCGCAUCUGAUCAUAUACCCAAAGCUUGAGAUUUCGAAAACAUGGACUACAUGUCUUCAAUGCCAAUGGUCUGCAUUGAGUAGCCUACUUGUCGAACUUUCUUUUGAUUUUAGUAUUGUGCAAAUCAUGUGCACCUAGGUGAUUUAAACGGCCGUUCUUCUAUCAUUAGAACACUGGAUUUCAACUCAAAAAAAUUUGAGCGCAAGCAUCUUUUACGGGGAACACAAUGAACUUUAUUUAGAGUGUUUUACGUCUAGAUUUGAUGGUGUGUUGGUGUUUUUUUCCUUUUCCUAGCUUAUAAGGCACAUAACGAACUGUACCUGGAGAUGUUUUACUUAUAAAUUUGAUGUACUCAUUUCUUUAAUGCUCCAGCAAUACCUCAGCUAUGAAGGCCAACUAUGUAAAGACUUGAGUCUUUAGUUGGUGAGCUUACUGUCUCAGGCUUAAUUCACAACUAUGUAAAGACUUGAGUCUUCCAUUCUACUAGUAGACAGGGUAGCUCUGAUUUUGACAUUUUGACAUCUGCUCUGGUAUCCAUAGUUGAGAAUAGCCGUUGAGCUUUCUGUUACAUUGAUGUCAUUAAGGUACACAUCAAUGCAGAUCGAUUUAGAGUCUUCGACUAGGGCAUUUAUAUGUUAAGGUUGGUUGUUGCACUGGAGAAAUCGUUAUCCAGCUGUAUGUUAGUGAUGUACGUAGAUUAAUAUCAACCACCAGAUGGCUGCUAGGUACUUUGGUCUUCUCACUCUUGCACUUCACUCUCCACUGUGAUCCAAGCCGACAGAAAGCAAAAGGUGUCACAUAUCCAAAAGAGUGAGCUUCAAGACAGAGUUGGCAGUAAAUUAAUGCUUUUGUUGUCUGUAAUUUGAUCGAUGUAGCUAAACUUAAUUCUAAGGUUUUUUGUUGUCUUAGAGAAUUGAUUUCAUACAUGGAAACCUUUUAUCAGGUCCAUAAAACUGGCCUCACGUUGGAGUACGAGGGCCAGCAAUGCUGUCUUAAUUGACAAAAACUAUAUGCGAAUCCCCUUAUGAAAAGAAGUCUUUGAUAUAUAAGAUACUGUAUCAAGAGGUAACAUUCGAUACAGAAGGAAAGGAUCGGUUCCAGAUUUGGGAGCUUGCUGUACAGUAUCAAUAUUCAGAAUAGCAAUCUGUGGUGUAACCUUAUAUGUCAAGAUAUUCGCCUGAAGAAUCUCCGACAGAUCAGCGAGAUCACUCGCUUUCAUAGCUGCUGUGACUAAGAGAAGUGGAGAGGACAACGGAAGCUGAAGUGAUGUCUCAACCUAUCUGCUGAGACCUGUGGCUGCAUCUUCUGCGAGCUUUGUCAUUACAAGAUCAAUUGUGUGAACAGCAAGCCCAGCGAGGGGAAGGGGGGCUGUGGGACUCGUCAUUACAGCCUUUUCCCUUGGCACCCCAGCAGCACAGCUCACUCCAGCAGAAAGCACGCCAUGGCAGAGGAGAAGAAGCACAAGCACAAGCACAAGCAGAAGCAGAAGGAGAAGCAGUCGAGCGGAACGGAGCAGGCGCACUUCAAGCCGUGCGCCGACGUGAAGGGCAUCCGGUUUGGCGGGCAGUUCAUCGUCAAGUCGUUCACGGUGCGGCGGGCGUCGCCGCUGGAGCUGCUGCGGCUGCUCGACAUCCCGCCGUCGUACCUGAGCGAGUGCCAGAGCCUGCCGUUCCCGUCCACCACCACCUACAUGCCCACCAGCUUCACCAUCCUGGCGCACCAGGCGUGGCACACGCUCACGCUCGGCCUGGGCACCAAGAAGUCCAAGGUGGUGCUCUUCGUGUUCGAGUCCGAGAGCAUGAAGGCGGCCGUGGACCAGCUCUGGCCGGCCAUGAUCCCGCUCGGGGACGUCAACAAGAAGCUCAUCCGCGGGCUCACGGGAAGCGAGAUGGCGCGGUUCAAGUUCAGGAAGGGUUGCCUCACCAUCUACGUCUACGCCGUGCGCCGGCUGGGCGCCGCCGGGUUCAUGUGCACCGACGACCUCAGGCGGAUACUGCAGGCUGUGGUGGAGCUCAAGGACUUCUUGGACCACACCGCCAUGCUCGCCAUCCCGAGCCAGAAGAGCAUCACUCUGCAGUCCCGGGUCGCUGUGGCUCACUGAGAUCACAGUGCAUCUCCGAUGAUGCUGCCAGGACCCUGAUCAUUCCUCCGGUGCAGGUAUGCUCGGCUUGCAAUUUGCAGAGAGGGUCUGAUUCUUUCUCGGUUCAAUUGGUUUGUUCAGUGUCGGUGCAAGUGUUUACCUCCUCUGCUUGGAGCUGUAUAGAUCUAUUGAGCAAAGUGUUUCAGCAAUUAAGCCUAGGUUUUUCUAAAGGCAAAUUUCUUUCCACAGAUCUUACAUUUAGCCUCGUCCCUGAAAUAAUCCAUCAAUGAACCCAUCUGUUCUAUGACACUUUCUAGCCGUAUUGUACAACACAUGUUGCUAUAGUUAUGGUAUAGUACAGUUUUUGGAAUUUCUGUGCUCCCACGGUCCAUUGUUCUCACUGCACUCAUUGUUUCACAGAAAUAGUGAACUUUUUUUUUUUAUCAGAACUGCACCCAGUUGCAUAUUGCA
Phragmites australis (common reed) is the source of this 3320-nucleotide messenger RNA. RefSeq lists its product as uncharacterized. The transcript has 5 exons. The record is from RefSeq and is a predicted model, not a curated record. Bases 2211 to 2870 code for a protein of 219 amino acids. Lineage: Eukaryota; Viridiplantae; Streptophyta; Magnoliopsida; Poales; Poaceae.